Molecule: messenger RNA, 520 nt
Organism: Dermacentor silvarum
Lineage: Eukaryota; Metazoa; Arthropoda; Arachnida; Ixodida; Ixodidae
Exons: 3
Coding region: 81-422 (113 amino acids)
Source: RefSeq, a predicted model, not a curated record
UCCAACGAGCGGCCAGCUGCCAUUCGGACGGCUCCUCAGACAGCGUGAGCCGACCGUCGUUAGCAGCGGUGCCUGCGAGAAUGACAGCUACGACGAGCGUGGCCUGCCUCACCGUCGCCGGUGUCCGUAACGUGUUGGCCCUGGUCCUGCUGCUCUUGCUACCACUGCAGUGUGUGCCGGGAACUCAGGCCUCUUCGCUUGACGACAUGGAGCUGGAUUACGCGCACAGCCAUUGCAGGAAGAUCGACCUUCCGCACAUCUACCGCAAGCCAGGCGAGCCCGUCUACUUCUCCAUGGAAGGCUCGUACGACCACUUCUACUACUGCAAGGAGCAGAGGGCCACGCGCGUCGACUGCACUCCCGAUCUCGUGGACCGGAUUUGCACGAAGCUCGCAGAAAAGAGAAUUGAAGAAUCCUUCUGAAAUAAGGAAUUUGGAUCCUGCGGGCUCUUCUUGAAGGUCUCUUUGCCAUGGAACCUUAAAACUGCGUCAUAGAAUAAAAGCCUCGCGACAACUCCCUA